AUGUGGAAAAUUUUUGAUCCCUCAAAAGAAAAAAACAUGUUGCAACGAUGUGGUCGUUUUAGUCUUCCCAGCAGAUGCGCGCUCUCGAGUAUCACCACCGCAGAUGGGUUGAUCGAUUCAUUCGCUUCAUCUUUAUCUUUAUCUCUAUCAUCAUCAUCAUCGUCAGUGCACACAAUAACAACAAUUCCAAGUUUUUGUAACAGAAACGACAACAACAACAACAACAAUUCCAACAGAAACAGAAACAGAAACAGAAACACAGCGACAAAUCAUCAUCAUCAUCAUCAUCAACCCAAUCGUUCCAUCAAAACGUCCUCCUCGCACGCGACGACCGUCUUGGGUAUUCGGAAAGAUUCCAAAACCGUUCUCAUCGCCGACGGUCAAGUGACCAUGGGGUCGGAAAUUAUUAAACACAACGUGAUUAAAGUGCGCAAGUUGGGCGACGGCGUCAUCUCGGGUUUCGCCGGGUCCACCGCUGAUGCGUUUACGCUCUUUGAAAGAUUGGAACAAAAGAUAGAAGAACACCCUGGUCAAUUGACGAGAGCUUGCGUGGAAUUGGCCAAGAAUUGGCGCACGGAUAAGUAUCUCAGAAGGUUAGAAGCGACGAUGAUUGUCGCCGAUAAACACCACAUGUUUCAAAUAACCGGCAACGGCGACGUGUUGGAACCGUCCAACGGAAUCAUCGGUAUCGGAAGCGGUGGAAGUUACGCGUUAGCCGCUUCUAAAGCUCUGGUUGAUGUGGAAGGAUUGAGCGCGAUGGAUAUCGCGAAGAAAGCUAUGGAUAUAGCCGCGAAUACGUGCGUGUAUACCAACGAUAAGUUUCAGAUUUUAACGUUGGAUUCAGACGCGAGCGCGGAGGAAGAAGGAGGAGAAAAAGAAAAGAAAGAAGUCGACGACGGAGGAGAGAAAGGAGGAGAGGGGAAAAAAGCGGCAUGA
Molecule: messenger RNA, 936 nt
Organism: Bathycoccus prasinos
Lineage: Eukaryota; Viridiplantae; Chlorophyta; Mamiellophyceae; Mamiellales; Bathycoccaceae
Product: ATP-dependent protease peptidase subunit
Exons: 1
Coding region: 1-936 (311 amino acids)
Cellular component (GO): HslUV protease complex; proteasome core complex
Molecular function (GO): threonine-type endopeptidase activity
Source: RefSeq, a predicted model, not a curated record